This is a messenger RNA of Rhagoletis zephyria (snowberry fruit fly), 806 nucleotides long. It is a transcript of the gene Rpp21, whose product is annotated as ribonuclease P protein subunit Rpp21. Lineage: Eukaryota; Metazoa; Arthropoda; Insecta; Diptera; Tephritidae. Gene Ontology annotation, cellular component: nucleolar ribonuclease P complex. The record is from RefSeq and is a predicted model, not a curated record. Gene Ontology annotation, biological process: tRNA processing.
AAUUUCGCUUGUUUUUACAACGUAGGAAUUUCUUCACGUUAGAAAAUUGUACAGUAAAUCUUUUUGUCUUUUACGCUGGGUGGGUCUUUCAAGAAGAAGAAGAGCGUAAUUUUAAGCUUAUGCUGGCUUGUGCAUAUUUUUCCAUUUGUAAUAGCGUGGUUAAUAAAUAAUAACAUGUCCGGCAAAAAACAUCAAGCAUUUCAAGGAAAAGAAUGCUUUAGUCGAAUGAAUUUUCUCUAUCAAGCAUCCAUGUUGAUGGCAGGCAGGAACAACACUUUAGCUGCUUACUAUGGCCAGCUGUGUCGGAACAUUGGCAAAAAAGCUGUGCUUAGGAUUGAUCCGGACUUAAAACGACAGUUUUGCAAGCGUUGCUCCCUUGCGUUGCAGCCGGGUAUCACCGCUGAUUUGAAUGCACUCUCUCGUCGGAGGCGUCGAAAAUCUGCAAAGAUUGCAGAAGACAUUGAUGAAAACACGAGCUUGCAGUUGACAUGUCGCCAGUGUGGAUUUAGGCGUCAGUAUGUAGUAAAUCCGGAUCAUAAAUUCUGGUUGGAGAACGACGAGUCUGUGGUGGAAUCUAUUACUGUUGGAAAUGAAAAUACGGAACAUAAACAAAACUAGCAUAUUGCAACAACGCCUUUAGGAAAAAUUAACAACUUGUAUAAGAAAAUGGACGCUUACUACACAAAUUCUACAACGUGAACUAAAAUUUAAACUGCACUUCGGGAUAUUUAAGCUUUCAUACAUAUAUCGCAGAGAAUAAUUUCUAAUAAGGCAAAUAUGCUAAAAUAAAGUACAUACUUUUAUUU